Angiostrongylus costaricensis is the source of this 716-nucleotide messenger RNA. The record is from the annotation of a GenBank genome assembly. NCBI's taxonomy places the organism in Eukaryota, Metazoa, Nematoda, Chromadorea, Rhabditida, Metastrongylidae.
AAAAAGAUGUGGCUCGCACUGAUCGUUCAAUGGCGUUCUUCAGUGGUGAUGAUAACCCAAACCUAACAAUGUUGCAAAAUGUUUUGAUGACCUACGUCAUGUAUAAUUUCGACCUAGGUUAUGUACAAGGAAUGAGUGAUUUUGCUUCUCCUUUGCUUUACGUCAUGGAAAAUGAGGUGGACACAUUUUGGUGUUUUGUUGAACUGAUGGAAAAAGUUGUGAGUUUCUUCAAAACGUCUUUACGGCAACGGAACUUUGAAAAAGAUCAAGCUGCUAUCAAGCUUCAAAUGUAUCAGCUACGUGACCUGGUGAUGAUAGUCAAUCCACAGUUAGCGAAUUACUUAGAGAGUCAUCAAUCCGACGACAUGUAUUUUUGUUUUCGAUGGGUUCUUGUGUGGUUCAAACGUGAACUUUCAUUUGUGGAUACCUGCAAACUAUGGGAGGUGUUGUGGACUGGUCAACCGUGCCCAAAUUUCUUGUUGCUCAUUUGCGUAGCAAUUCUUGACGGACAGAUGAACGUUAUAAUCGACAAUAAGUUCGGACUAACCGAGAUUUUAAAGCACGUCAACGAUCUCUCUAUGCACUUAGUGCUCGACGAUAUCUUGACAGCAGCGGAAGCAAUUUUCCAUCAGUUAUCAGCGAGUCAGGAUAAGUUACCAGCUCACAUUUGCGAUUAUCUCAAUCUUGGCGAAGGAGCCGCAAUUUCUGACCAGUAG